CCGGGCUGAGAAGGCGACUGUUCCGCAUGUGGCUGGAGGCUGGGCAGAUAGGGAAGACAUUUGGGGGUCAGGGAGCGUGCCUUGGCCAGGCCGGGAGCUGGAGGCUGGCACCCAGUGAGGGAGGCUGGACCAGUGUCACUGGGGCACAGACUGGCUCCCCCGGCCCCAGCUUGCGAGGGGAGCCCAAUCUGGGAUUCUCAGAUUUGGCUCAUCUUCUUCUAUCACGUCCUGCUUCCCGUUGAAGCCACAGGAACAAGUGACCUUCGUGAGAGGGAGGUUAGGAACGCGAUAUUGGUGGAGGACCUGGCGACGGUCCCAGACAGCGGUUAGAAUUGGACAGUGGAGGAGAGGGCGGCUGGGCGACGGGAACGCAGACUCCUGGGAAGGUGUGGAGGGGGAAGAGAAGCCCAUGAGAGUGAAUGGCUCGUUUCCCCUGAGCAUCCUAGAGCAGCAGGAACGGCAGGCCGUGGCCUUGGCAGCUGCUGGAAGCUGAAAGUGGAAGCACCCCGUUCUUCUGGAGCCCGAGGGAUGCCCUGGCUCAGCUCUGCCGUGGCACAGUGCCAGACACGUGUGCAUUACCGUAGAGCAGGUCAAUGGCCAGCAAGGAGGGGGGUCCGAGCCGGCGGCGGCGGCGGCGGCAGUGGUGGCAGCGGGAGACAAAUGGAAACCUCCACAGGGGACAGACUCCAUCAAGAUGGAGAACGGGCAGAGCACAGCCGCGAAGCUGGGACUGCCUCCUCUGACGCCUGAGCAGCAAGAGGCCCUCCAGAAGGCCAAGAAGUACGCCAUGGAGCAGAGCAUCAAGAGCGUGCUGGUGAAGCAGACCAUCGCGCACCAGCAGCAGCAGCUCACCAACCUGCAGAUGGCAGCAGUGACAAUGGGCUUUGGAGAUCCUCUCUCACCUUUGCAAUCGAUGGCAGCUCAGCGGCAGCGGGCACUGGCCAUCAUGUGCCGGGUCUACGUGGGUUCCAUCUACUAUGAGCUCGGGGAAGACACCAUCCGCCAGGCUUUUGCUCCCUUUGGACCCAUCAAGAGCAUUGACAUGUCCUGGGACUCCGUCACCAUGAAGCACAAGGGCUUUGCCUUUGUGGAGUACGAGGUCCCAGAAGCGGCACAGCUCGCCUUGGAGCAGAUGAACUCAGUGAUGUUAGGAGGCAGGAACAUCAAGGUAGGGAGACCUAGCAACAUAGGGCAGGCCCAGCCCAUCAUAGACCAGCUAGCUGAGGAGGCACGAGCCUUCAACCGCAUCUACGUGGCUUCUGUGCACCAGGACCUUUCAGACGACGACAUCAAGAGCGUAUUUGAGGCCUUUGGCAAAAUCAAAUCCUGCACGCUCGCCCGGGACCCUACAACUGGCAAGCACAAGGGUUAUGGUUUCAUUGAGUAUGAAAAGGCCCAGUCGUCCCAGGAUGCCGUGUCUUCCAUGAACCUUUUUGAUCUGGGUGGCCAGUACUUGCGGGUGGGCAAGGCUGUCACACCCCCCAUGCCCCUGCUUACACCUGCCACACCUGGAGGCCUCCCGCCUGCUGCUGCUGUGGCCGCGGCUGCAGCCACAGCCAAGAUCACAGCUCAGGAAGCAGUGGCUGGUGCAGCGGUGCUGGGUACCCUGGCCACACCUGGAUUGGUGUCCCCUGCACUGACUCUGGCCCAGCCUCUGGGGGCUUUACCCCAGGCUGUCAUGGCUGCCCAGGCCCCAGGAGUCAUCACAGGUGUGACCCCAGCCCGGCCUCCCAUUCCGGUCACCAUCCCUUCUGUGGGAGUGGUAAACCCCAUCCUGGCCAGCCCCCCAACACUGGGCCUCCUGGAGCCCAAGAAGGAGAAGGAAGAAGAGGAGCUAUUUCCCGAGUCCGAGCGGCCCGAGAUGCUGAGCGAGCAGGAGCACAUGAGCAUCUCCGGCAGCAGCGCCCGCCACAUGGUGAUGCAGAAGCUGCUCCGCAAGCAGGAGUCCACAGUGAUGGUUCUGCGCAACAUGGUGGACCCCAAGGACAUCGACGACGACCUGGAGGGGGAGGUGACCGAGGAGUGUGGCAAGUUUGGUGCUGUCAACCGCGUCAUCAUCUACCAGGAGAAGCAGGGAGAGGAGGAGGAUGCGGAGAUCAUUGUCAAGAUUUUUGUGGAGUUCUCCAUAGCCUCCGAGACUCACAAGGCCAUCCAGGCCCUCAACGGGCGCUGGUUUGCUGGCCGCAAGGUGGUGGCUGAAGUAUAUGACCAGGAGCGUUUUGAUAACAGUGACCUUUCUGCGUGA
Messenger RNA from Canis lupus familiaris (dog), 2245 nucleotides. It is a transcript of the gene PUF60, whose product is annotated as poly(U) binding splicing factor 60. Gene Ontology annotation, biological process: mRNA splice site recognition; alternative mRNA splicing, via spliceosome; regulation of alternative mRNA splicing, via spliceosome. Lineage: Eukaryota; Metazoa; Chordata; Mammalia; Carnivora; Canidae. The record is from RefSeq and is a predicted model, not a curated record. The transcript is spliced from 12 exons. Gene Ontology annotation, cellular component: precatalytic spliceosome; catalytic step 2 spliceosome. Gene Ontology annotation, molecular function: RNA binding. Bases 695 to 2245 code for a protein of 516 amino acids.